Molecule: messenger RNA, 1551 nt
Organism: Trypanosoma theileri
Lineage: Eukaryota; Euglenozoa; Kinetoplastea; Trypanosomatida; Trypanosomatidae
Product: surface protease GP63
Exons: 1
Coding region: 1-1551 (516 amino acids)
Biological process (GO): cell adhesion; proteolysis
Cellular component (GO): cytoplasm; membrane
Molecular function (GO): metalloendopeptidase activity
Source: RefSeq, a predicted model, not a curated record
AUGCGUCGUCUGUUGUGCACUGCGCUGCUCUUGCUGUGUUGUGCCUACGGGUGCAUUGCAGCUGUUGUGCAGCCGCUACCAAAGAGAGGACAGGGUCCUUGGGAUACGUACACCCUCUCUGUUCCUGGUGUUGAUACUGAUGUACCUGAGAAGGUUGAAGAGAAUUGGCAACCCAUUCGCUUUGCCGUUUCCUCACAUGGUGUUGCUUGGACCGUGAACCACUGUCUCUACAGGAAAGUCGGUGCACGUUGGUCCUACGGCUAUAACAACCCACAUUUUGACAAGGUUGUCUGUUAUCGACGUGAUGGAAUUACUGUCGAGAAGGCCAAUCUUUUCUUGAAUAAGAUUCUCCCUGCUGCUAUUAGUUUGCAUACUGAACGUCUCAAGGUCAAGCGUGUGAGUGGUAAUUUAAUGAUUUCAAGAUCUACAGGCGUUUUUUUGGGCAAAAUGUGCAAAGGGGUUGGAAUCCCCGCUGCACACCUCGAAGAAGGUAUUCCGGAUGCUGAUUUUGUGCUGUACGUGGGUAUUGCGAUCUAUAAACCAGCUACAACGGUUUGCUCUUACAAUGCCGAGGAACGCCCGACAUCUGCCAGUAUCAAAUUCAGACCGAGAGACAUCGUUGAUACGAGGCAUUUCACUCGCAUUGUUGCACACGAAAUUGGACAUGGGCUUGGAUUCAACAACAGGCUGAUGAACUCCAAGGAAAUGCUAACGCUUGUAACAGGCGGCAGCUACGGCGUACAGUAUGAGUUCAGGAGUACUUUAAUGGAGAAAAUGGUGCGGGAUCACUAUGGUUGUCAUAAUGCUACUGGCAUAAGGCUGGAAAAUGAUGCACAACAUUAUUAUUACCCUCACUGGGAUCGGCGAAUUGCGAAGGAUGAGCUGAUGAGUCCAUACAGCGGCAGCAGCAAUGGAAUGUUCUACACCGCACUGACACUUGCUGUAUUUGAGUCUACAGGGCACUACAAAGCAAAUUUCAGCAGGGCUGAAAAUAUGAGUUGGGGACGGAAUGCCGGCUGUGAUUUCCUUGAUAAGAAGUGCCGAGACGACAAUAUGUCUAAAUACAGCGGCAUGUUCUGCAAUCUUAAAUCAACGGAAGAGCUGCAGUGCACAUCGGAUCGCUUUGCUCUUGGAAAAUGCAGUAAAACGUGGAAAUCGGAUGCUCUCAAGUGGCAGCACUGUCUGUUUAACGAAAGAGAUGGACCGAAAAUGGCAGAGCUGGAUGAUGAGUGUCCCAUUAUCAAACCACUUGUACGUACUUCCUGUGAGACUGGCAAUGCCGAUAUUAUGCCUGGAAGUAUUGUGAGCAAUACCUCUCGAUGUCUAUCACGCGUAGAAUUUGUCUCGGAUAGCGAAGUGAGAAGCAUCGGUGACAUUUGUGCUCAAGUGAAAUGUGAUGGUGGCAAAGUACAUAUCCGCUACAAGGGCAAUAACAGUUGGCACGUGUGUGAUAAUGAAACUGAAAACGACGUGAUUUCACCCCAAAGCAACGAUUCCGCGCUCAGUAGCGGAGUCAUUCUUUGCCCCAAAUACUCUGAGGUGUGCAUGUAA